Molecule: messenger RNA, 5543 nt
Organism: Dicentrarchus labrax (European seabass)
Lineage: Eukaryota; Metazoa; Chordata; Actinopteri; Moronidae
Gene: lonrf4
Product: LON peptidase N-terminal domain and ring finger 1
Exons: 12
Coding region: 556-2346 (596 amino acids)
Molecular function (GO): protein binding
Source: RefSeq, a predicted model, not a curated record
AUGGUGUUACAUAGUAACCCAACUGAGCUUUGUGGCUGUGGAGACAUCGCUACAGGGGUUAAUAUUGGACACGGACUUCUCCAAAGAAAGAAUAUUAAUGUGCAAAUAUUUCGCUGUGGUUCGUGGUGCCGUGCGUGGAGCGUGGGGCGGCGGGGGGAGCGUCGCAUUGAGCUGGAAGCUGAGUUUAUUUAAUUUGAUUUAGUUUUUAUUCAACCUGCUUGAAAAGGGAAAACGUCAUGUGUCCCAAACCACAGACUAAGUUAGGGCUAAGAAUUGAUAAUGUCAGUGGAUCCAUUUUUUAAUACGAAAAGGACAUUUGUGAGGUGAGCCUUUAGGGGUAUAGCUGCAGUAGCUUAGCUUGAUAGAAACCGGUCGGGUUUGAGCAGAUGUGACCAGAGGAGGGGACACAUUUACUGUACCGCCAGCUGUCCGUGUCUUAUCUAAAUGGUCCAUGCAAUACCACUGCGCAGAAAAAAGCCUCUCCGCCCUUUGACGGGAAAAAAAGCCUAAUUUCUUCCAGUGGGACGUUGUUUCUGGUGACAUAACCCGUUCACCAUGGAUCUGCUGGAGUGUCCGCUCUGUCUCUUCCUGAUGUGCGAGCCGGUGACCAUGUCGUGCGGUCACACGUUCUGCCGGAGAUGCGUGGGGGGCUACCUCCCGUCCAAAUGCCCGUCGUGCAAAGAGAGGUUAAAACAAAGAGAGGUGAAAAGCAUGAAGAACAAUGUUUUGCUCAUCGGUGUCAUUGAAAAGUGCUGCCCCGACGAGACCAGGAUGAAGUGCCAUUUACUGGAGAAGCUCAAAGCCAACGAGUUCACGGAAGCUUUACGCAUCGCCAAUGAGGGGCUAGACUUAGCCCCAGAUGAUCAGAGUUUAAAGGUGUACAGAGCUGAAGCUAACUGGGGAAUGAUGCGUUUCUCUGAUGCUCUGAUUGACCUCGACCGCCUCUGCUGCCUUCGUCCUAACUGGACUGAGGGCUUCUUUCGUAAAGGGAAUGUACUGCUGGAAAUGGGUCAGCAGACAGAAGCCCUCAUCCAGUUCCACCGUUGCCUAAAUCUACAAGCUGACUUUGUUCCUGCAAAGAGCCAGAUCAAGAAGAUCCUGGAGGCAGAGGGCGUGGCAGUGCCGGACGAGGUGUCCUGCAUCUUGCAAGUAGUGUCCGAAUACCUGAAAGAGCCUUGCCCCAUUACCAGCCUGAGUGGCUCCCAAGGGCCAACUCACCCUGAGGCCCUCAAACAUCCACAUGGGGGUGAGGGAGAGGGAAUUGGGAGGAGAGAGGCACACCAGGGCUCCAAGGUGACACAUGACUCAGGCACUGAGUGCUGCCUCAGCCUCUGCCAAGCUGUUUCCUUCCUCCCUGCUGCUGAAGAGGAUGAGGAGAUGAUGAUGAGGAAAGAAGAUGGGCAUGGCAGGGGUGAAAGUAGUCUCCGCAGAGAGAAAAUUCUGGGUGUUCUCACUGUGUCAGACUUUGAGUGCCCUCUCUGCAUUAGGUUGUUUUUUGAGCCAGUCACAACCCCCUGUGGUCACACCUUCUGUAAAAACUGCAUAGAAAGAAGUCUUGACCAUAACCUCCGCUGUCCACUCUGCAAACAGCCACUACAAGAGUACUUUAAAAACAGGAAGUACAACCCCACAGUUCUGCUUCACGAGAUCACGACCCGACUUUUCCCCUCACAGCUGGCUGAGAGGAAACAGGUCCAUGAUGCUGAGAUGGCUGAACUGUCCAAUCUCACUAAGGACAUCCCUAUAUUCGUUUGCACAGUGGCCUACCCUGGAGUGCCCUGCCCUCUGCACAUUUUUGAGCCUCGGUAUCGGCUGAUGAUGCGUCGCUGCAUGGAAACUGGCACCAAGAAAUUUGGCAUGUGCAGCUAUGAGCAUGGGAAGGGGUUUGCAGACUACGGCUGUAUGUUGGAGAUCCUCAGUCUGGAGCUGUUGCCAGAUGGACGGUCCUAUGUGGACACAGUAGGUGGCAGCAGAUUCAGGGUGCUUAAGAGAGGUCAGAGAGAUGGCUACCACACUGCUGACAUAGAGUACCUGGAGGACCUGAAGGUUGAUGGUAGUGAGUUGGAGCUUUUGCAGCAUCUCCAUGACAGUGUAUACCAGCAGGCUCAGGACUGGUACCAGCGCCUUGGCAGCCGCAUUCGCGAGCAGAUCAACAGACAGUACGGCACCAUGCCAGAUAAAGAGGAAAACAUUCAGGCCUCAUCCAACGGUCCGUCCUGGUGCUGGUGGCUGCUCUCUGUCCUCCAGCUGGACCCUGCCUAUCAAACCACUGUCCUGUCCCUGGCCUCACUCAAAGACCGCUUGGGACAUCUCCGCCUCGUCCUUGAGUACUUCUCUCAAAGCUAAACCCCACAGCACAGUGGUAUUGUGGCCACAACCAGCUCAUAGUCAAAUCUUGCGCACACAUAAAUGGAGUAAAAUCAAAGAAUGCACUCACAUCAAAGACAUCAGACGUUGGGGUUGGGUUUCGGACUCUUUACAUUGUGAAGGGACUGUCUUUAAAGUCAUAGCUCAAGGCCAAAUCAUCUGAUCAAUUGCAGAAAGGUAGUGAUUCUAUUGCUAAACACAGUGCAGUCAUGCAGAGUUAGGUUUUAGCAUCUUGAGUUUGCAUAUGUUCUCUUUCUUACCACCAUUUUCUUUCCUGGUACGUUCAGAGUAAGGUUUCAAAAUACACAUUGCACUUGCUGCAACAGGAAGAACAACAGGGUUGACCAAAGAGGAUUUUUAUUUACGUCCAUCAAAAGUGGUAAAUUAUUCUUUGUGGUUAAACUACAUCAGUUAAUUUUCCUAAUAAUGUUGCUGAAAAUAGGCACUAGAUGUCACUGUUUUUUCUCCAGUUAUUACAAACAUGACAAGCAUGCAACAGAAUUAACCAAGCCAGUGCAGUGAACUGUACUGUCAUGAGUUGCCUAUUCAAAUCAGACUCUGCAUUAAUGUAAGUAGGUUUGAAGUCAGAAUAAACAGUAAUAGCACACAGUUUUCCUGAGGAAUUUUCUUCAGGACUAUGCAGAUCAGAGGAUUAAAGUUCAUGUGCCGCAGGUAAUCAUUUUGAAUAUUCUGAGUCAUUUGGAUAUAGCUGAAGGGCAUUACUUGUAAUGCUUAAAUUUCAGUCGCAUUUAUUGGCCUCAGCAGCCAAUGGCUACGGCUCAUUUUAUACUAUUAAAUAAUCUUAAAAUAUCCCUAUUUAGUAUUAGUAAAUACUGCAAUAAUACUUUGUAGUGUCACAUUAAAUGGCAGCAGCUGGAGGGUCCCUUUUUUUUUUUUUUUAUGAAUGAAAGCUGCUCUCUCUGGAUGCUGUUUGUUAUCACCUGGCGGGGAAAAGUCUUCUGUGAAAUCAUGACAAUGAGGAGAUGCUGUCCGUGAAUGGGAAACGGAGGCAGUACCAGCUUUGUAUUACAAUAUGAACUUGUGUAAUUUUGUUCAUCGUGGAAUAUGGAUGCAGCACUGUAUGUAUGUGCGUCAGCUGUAAAUACCGAGUCAUAUUUGUCUGUUGCCAUCUUCAUCAGUUGAUUGUUUGUUUUUGUGUGUGGUCAGCUCCCUCGAGGUGCAGUCCCAGGCGCGUUUAACAUCUAUUGCGCAGGGAUAACUGUAAAACAAUAGUUAGGGUCUGACUAGGGCUAAGUCCCCCUGUGGUACCUGUGUGUAGGCCUUAUCACCUACUUCUGGUCCUGACUUAGUCUCCCUGUCUGUCUAGCCCUUCUACCACCAGUCAUGGUGCCUUUGAGUGCCUGGGCCAGCUCACAAGGAGACCUUCAAGUCUCAGAGACUGAACACCACAUAAAGGAUGGACAGUGUGAUUUUUGCCAUUGAUCUUCAUUGAUUAUAGUGCUACAUUCCAUGGAAUGUUGAAGCUGCAAUGUUAUGUGUAGUUAAUUAACUAACAAAUACGGGCUUAACUGGGUGAAACAUAAUAGAUUUGUUUUUCUUUUCUACUUUGAUAAAUGUGCCAUAGAUAUUUCUAUGUUCUGUGUGUUGUGGGAAUAGUUUGCUAAAUAGGCACUGUGUUUAUAUUUGUCUGCAUCAUGGACUCUUUAGUUAGUUUUCAACCCGUAUGCCUUUUGUAUGGUGGACAGUGGAAAACCAUAGUUUUAUGGCCAACAUAUCACUUUAAACAGUGAGAAUUAGUCCAGCAAAUACCCUUACGGUAUAGAUACAGUUUGUACGAUACAGAACAGUAGCCCUGCAGUGUGAUAUUGUGGGUAUAGCUUAGAAUAAAAUGGGCAGUCAUAAGUCUUGAUACGCACAAAAGGACGAACCAAUGGAGAGACGGAUACUGGGGCAGCAUUGGUUACCGAGUAAACAGGCACUGAACUCUGACCUGUCAACUGACACUUUACUUGAGGGCAAGAAACACUGUUUUUACCAUUUCUUUAAAUGGGUUAGUCAACCUCAGUUCAUAUACUGAAGUUUUAUUAAAGCUAUCUGGGAUUCAGAUUGGAGACUUGAAUGUGCCAGUUUUCACAACAUGUCUUCAAAGGUAGUAGUGUUGAUUUCAGUGAAAGAUUACAGCAUCAUAAAGGUCAUUUUCUUGCUACCAGACAUGAUUAAAGCUCACUCAAAACAAAAAGGGACAGAUUCUCGUAGAAUCUUUAAAUAACCUGAUUCUUUGUGGUAAAAACACAGCCUGUGGUCGCCGAGGUGAAUUUCACUCCCCUGUCCGACUUCUUAUCAGAGAAGACCAAUAUUUUUGCACAGUCGAAUCAUUUUGUGUUUUGUUUUCAGAUGUUGCAGCUGCAGUAUCGCACACGAGUUUCUCUCUUUUUGAAAUCAUGCAUUUUUCUGUCACUUUUAUUACUUAAAGAUGCCUCCUUUCAAGAAUAUUGUGAUGUAUGCUGCAUACAGCAAUCUCUGAUAUGGGUUUACUCUAUUUAAAACAAAACUUAAUCUCUGCACCAAUGUGUGAUUUACUUCAUAAUCCAAUGCUAAAUGUGUUUGAAAAAUAAAUUAUUGCACCUCCACAUUUGCCUAUAAUCUUUUAGUAGGUUCAACUUUGGUGCUGCUAAUGCCUUGCAGCAGUCACGAAAAGCUCUUGCCCCUUCAUACCCUGGCUGAUAUCCAUUAGCCAUACUUGCAGAUCAGUACCAGAAAAUGUCCUCCAACACAGUUAAAACAAUUUGCACUGAAUCAACAUUGUCUCUGACACAGAACAUUGAGCAUAAUAAGUGACCCGUUCUUGGCAGCAAAUCCCUGUGAGAACAAGUCUUACACUUGUGUACUUGGGAAAGGCUGUGAAAAGCAGCAUGGUGGUGUGUUCUUGCUUGCAGGAAAUGAUGGCUGAUGUGGUUUGAUGGUCAGCGGUCUGUGGGCUGCAUAACUAGAGACAUGCAUUGCUAUUGUGUAGACUCUGCUGAAAUACCUCAAUGUUAAUAGCAAGUACAUUUAAACCCACUGACACGAAAGCAAUUUCUCUCUGAGUAAUUUGUAUUCAUUCCCCCUCCUCUGAGCCAAGAGCAGUAAAUUAUCUUGAUCUGAUUAUUGUUUAUUUGCUUGCCCCUCUGGAUGACUUUUUAAAUGUUAUUAUAAAUAAAGGUUUACAAAGCAAA